AUCAGCAUAGUUGAGUUUUGUUUGUAGUGAAAUCGUCAGGCUCUUUGUCUCACUGCAGCAGAAAUGGCGGAAGCUAAUAUUCAGGUAGCAGAGGAGCAGUUUAAGUGUUCAGUGUGUCUGGAUAUAUUCGAGCACCCUGUCACUAUUCCAUGUGGACACAGUUUCUGUAUGAAGUGUAUUAAGAAGUACUGGCAUAUUUGCGAUCAGUACAUUUGCCCCCACUGCAGACAACUUUUUAACCAAAAGCCUAUUCUUGGCAAAAACAUCAUUCUGGUUGAGUUUGUGGAGAAUUUCAAGAAGGCAAAGCUCAAUCCUGGCAGUUACGCUGGUCCUGGAGAUGUGCCGUGUGAUUUCUGUACUGGGAGAAAGAUUAAAGCUGUGAAAUCCUGUUUGACGUGCCUGGCCUCUUACUGCAAAAAGCACAUCAAGUCUCACAGUGAAGUUGCUGCUUUCAAGAGGCACAAACUGGUCAAUGCAAUUGCAAAUCUGGAUCAGAAGCUUUGUGCUGAACAUCACAGAGUUUUGGACGGGUUCUGUAGAAAUGAUAAGACAUGCAUUUGCUGGUUUUGUACUGACAAGGAACACAAGAGCCAUGAUACAGUCUCCGCUGAGACAGAAAGAAUAGAGAUACAGGAGCAGCUGGGGGAGACACAGACAGAAAUACAGCAGAGAAUCCAGAAGAGACUGGGAGAACAACUGGAGCUGAAGAAGAAUGUGGAAUUGUGCAAACUCGAUGUGAACAGAGAGGUAGUGGAAAGUGGAAAGAUCUUUGAUGAACUGAUUCAACCCAUUGUGAAGAUCCGGCACGAGGUUAUUGGGAUGAUUCGAGACAUUGAGAAAAAAGAACUAACAAAGAGUGAAGAACCCACGAAGAAACUGGAGCAGGAGAUUGCUGAGCUGAAGAGGAGAAACACUGAUCUGAAACAGCUUUCAGAGACAGAGGAUCACAUCCAUUUUCUACAGCAUAUUCACUCUGUUAUUGCCCUUCCUGAAGCUGAAGAUAUACCCGGCUUCACUGUCGAUAAGGAUAUCUCUUUCGGGACUGUGAGGAAAGCAGCAGCUGAACUGAAGGGUCGCAUUCAGGACAUGUGCAAGGGCGAGCUAGCCAUGAUAAUCAAAGCAGUGAAUGAAGUAGCAGUUCAGCAGAGUCUACUGCCUCCAGAGCCAAUGGACCGAGCGGAGUUAUUGAACUAUUCCUGUGAGCUCACAUUGGACCCCAACACAGUGAACAGGGUGCUGUGGCUGCAUGAAGGGAACAGAAAGGUGACAUGGGGGAGUACAAUGACCCAACCAUAUCUUGAGCACCCAGACAGAUUUGACUACUGGCCCCAAGUGCUUUGUAAGGAGGGGUUGUUUGGGACUCGCUGUUACUGGGAGAUUGAGUGGAUUGGGGAGGGGGCUUAUAUAGGGGUCACAUAUAAAGGAAUCCGCAGGAAAGGAGAUGAUGUUUCCAGGAUCUUUGGCUGCAAUGAUAAGUCCUGGAGUUUACAAUGCUCUGUUUCCAGUUACUCUGCCUGUCACAAUUACAGGGAAACUGUAAUAACAGCCCCUCGCUCCCCCAGAAUAGGAGUGUAUCUGGACUGUCCUGCCGGCACUCUGUCAUUUUAUGGAGUCUCUGACACAAUGACCCUCCUGCACAGAUUCCAAGCCACAUUCACUGAGCCGCUCUAUUCGGGCUUUGGAGUUACCUGCAACUCCACUGUAACAAUCCUGAGAGCUGAAGUAGACUUAUAAUAAUGCAUAAGUGGCACCCCGACAUUUUUCAAAUUAAAAUAUCCCCUUCAAAGCCCUAAUGCUAAUGAUCUAAACAGUGACAUAAACCUGAGCCCAGAAACCGAUUUGUGCAGUGUGGUAAAUAAGAGGAUCUAGAAUAGAGAAAACAACAGAGACAAACUGUCAUGUAGUUAUUCCAUCACCAGGUUUGAACAAGCAGUCAGUUUUUCCUACAACAGUAGAAAUUGAAUUUGGUAGUAGACAGUGUUAUGCUUCUUACUUUCAAUGCUAUUAUGUUCCUUGCCUGUUCUAGUUUCCGAUCGACGUUGUCUCAAGCCUUGCAGCUCAUUGUCAAUUGGAAUGUUACUAUGAUUUAACAGAUAAAAGUAGUUCUGUUUGCAUUAUGCGAUAGCAAUGCAGUAUAAUCAAUCACUGUAUAAUUUAUAACAGAAUCUAAUUAUAUUUCGAUAAUUACGUUUAGUUCAAGGAGGCUUUUCACAGCACUAGAAAGAUGAUAUUCCCACUCCAGGGCCCUGCACAGUAUAUGGUGACAUGUCAAGUAAAAUGACAGCCCUGACGACUGGUCUUGUCUACUGUGAUGUGUGGGAGUUACACUGUCACUAUGGGUUAUUGAUUAGCAUCAUGUAUUCCUGGACCAGGUGCUACUUCAUGUCUUAUUGCAACUCUGUAUUACAGCUAUGCUGCUGUGCCAGUAUAACAUGCAAAACAAAACUUCAUUGUGGACUGGAAACAAUGACAUUCUGAGAGGGUUAUUUUAGGAGGGUUUAUUAAACAUUUCCAAUUGUAUUUAGAAAGAAAUCAUGACAGAGUACCAAGAAAGCAUGCUGGUAAUCUUAUGGGUAUGUAUGUAAUCCUAGGCUCUAUUAUUUCUAGUUAUUUUAUGGUUUUGUUAGUUGAUGCUGCUCUUCAGUGCUGCGGGUAGUUUUUUUUUUUUAUAGAUCAUGUCAUGUAGAAAUAGGCUUGUGAUAAGAACACAACGCUUUUUAUGUUAGAUCAUUAUAUAUAAUCAUUGUAUUGAUUGUGGGGAUUUCCAGCUCGGCUUCAAGAUGAAAUACAGCUGCAGGUGCUGUAUGCCAUUCGACUUGUUUAAAACAACAGCACCCUUUCUAUCAGCUCACUGCUUUAUACCACUGGACCCUCUUUCUAUCAGCUCACUGCUUUAUACCACUGGACCCUCUUUCUAUCAGCUCACUGCUUUAUACCACUGGACCCUCUUUCUAUGAGCUCACUGCUUUAUACCACUGGACCCUCUUUCUAUCAGCUCACUGCUUUAUACCAUCCGACCUGUAUAAAACAACAGCACCCUUUCUAUCAGCUCAGUGCUUUAUACCAUCUGACCUGUAUAAAACAACAGCAGCCUUUCUAUCAAUAUUUUGUAAACCACUGCUCUUUAUCACUUAAAUUAAUCAGGUCUGUGUAACAAAGAGACAUCUGUCUGUAGCUGUACAUUGGGUCUUAUCACUCUGUCAAUCACAGAGUCUUUAUUAGGAACCACAAAUUAAUUUACUGAAACAGUUAUCUGUCUUCGUUGUGAUAUUUCAGAGUCCAAAUUCAGUAUAAAAUGUUGUAUUUGAAUGAUGUUUUAAAAAAUGCAUUCCAUAUUGCACAGCAUUUCGUGUAUCAGUUGUUUUACAUCUUAAGUUUAGUCAUGCAAUGCAACAUCUGUUCAAUAGAGAGCAGAAUAUGUAUUCUCUUGGCUUUGUGCUUUUAUGCUUUCAACGUGUAGCUUUGUAAUCCUGUGGAUUGAAACGUGUGUAUGUCCUUGUCAAGUGGAUGUUUUCUGUAAAAUAAAACAAACA
Molecule: messenger RNA, 3533 nt
Organism: Acipenser ruthenus (sterlet)
Lineage: Eukaryota; Metazoa; Chordata; Actinopteri; Acipenseriformes; Acipenseridae
Product: tripartite motif-containing protein 16-like
Exons: 6
Coding region: 64-1734 (556 amino acids)
Molecular function (GO): zinc ion binding; protein binding
Source: RefSeq, a predicted model, not a curated record